AACGAGUAGGCACAGAAUGAAUUGGGUGUGUGCAAAUAAGAGCUCCCGUCUGGAUCAUAUCGACCCAACCACCAAUCACUCACUCUCCUUUCCACUCUCUCCUCAACAAUCAAAUCAAAUUCACUCUCAAAUUCUCUCUCGCUCUCUCUACAAAUAUAUACUUUCACGUUAUAUAUUUUUACCAAUUUUGUUUCCCUAGGUUAAUUGACGAGUUGCCAAACUCGUUAGGGUUCUUCAGAAUCAAAUUUGAGUUUUUCUUUGAAUUUUGUGUCUUUUUAAAAAAAUUUAGGGUUAGUUUGUUGUAUUGUGUACUUAGAUUCGUCUCAAUCUGAUUUGUAAAUGCUUCAGAAAUGCCUGAGACCAACCACGAAGCUUCCAUGUACGUUGCCGAGGCCAUGAACAUGCAACAACAACAACAACAAAACCAGAUCGAAGACGAAGAAGACGACGAGGUUGCGGGUGGAGAGUCCAUAGACAACCCUCAGAUCCGAUUCGAAGCCCACGCCGCCCUCCACGACGGUGGCGGUGGUCCGGUGAUGAACGGCGUCGACGGUGUUCAUCCGCAUGCUUUGUAUGUUCCUGGUUCUGAAAUCCCUCCGGCCGUCGGAGGAGGUGGCGCUGAUCAGCUAACUCUAUCGUUUCAAGGCGAGGUUUAUGUCUUCGACGCUGUUUCGCCUGAGAAGGUGCAGGCAGUGUUGUUACUAUUGGGGGGAUAUGAAGUGCCCACUGGCAUUCCAACUGUUGGGGUGGCCCCCCAAAAUCAGAGGGGUUUAGCUGAUUUUCCUGGAAGAUCGAGUCAACCACAAAGGGCUGCUUCUUUGAAUCGGUUCAGGGAGAAGAGAAAAGAACGAUGUUUUGACAAGAAAAUUCGUUAUAAUGUUCGUAAAGAAGUUGCACUAAGGAUGCAGCGCAGAAAGGGUCAGUUUACCUCAUCCAAGACAAUUUCAGAUGAAGUGGGUGCUUCUUCAGAUUGGAAUGCAUCACAAGGUUCUGGACAAGAGGAGCAGGAAACUUUAUGUACACAUUGUGGUAUUAGCUCAAAGUCUACUCCGAUGAUGCGUCGUGGGCCAGCUGGUCCGAGGACAUUGUGCAAUGCAUGUGGACUCAAAUGGGCCAACAAGGGAGUUUUAAGAGACCUCUCGAAGGUUUCAGCUGCAGGAAUCCAGGACCCUACUGUAAAGGCUGCUGAACAAAGUGAGGGUGAAGCUAAUGACUCAGAUGUUGUAACCUCUGCGGCUGACAUCAUUAAUUCUUCUAAUGGCGAGAACUCGGCUGUGCCUGCCGAACGGUAUGGAGCCUGAUUGGGAAAUUUUACGUUAUUUCAGCACUUGCCGAACUAAUCUGCCUCAGUAAAGAUGAAGUUAUCUUGCCAUAUACUUGCAUUUUGCAUAUGAAUAUCUCGUCUGUUUGUAGACCGAAUCUUGGUGUAUCUAGGGAAGUAAGAGAAAGUGGAAGGUAUUAACUGGAAUUUUCUUAGUCCUGCUUCACCUCCGGUCAAAUCAUCGACUUGAUAUUUGAUCUAAAAGAAUAUCGGGAACUGGAUGUCGAUAUAAUCAAAGCCCUUGUGCAUUAUGGAGACCCAGGCUGGUCUCAUGAAGAGGAAUAAUGUGGAAACCUCCUCUGCGAAGAGAUGUAAUGUUAGGACCAUUAAGGUGACUAUUUUUUUCCCUCUUUCUUUCCCUAUUUUUGUUUUAUAAAAGAGUCUUAUGUUUCAUGGGGCAGCAGGUGGCUGGAGGGAAUGUGUUUCGGGGAUGGUGGGUGUGCAUUAUGCUUGGAAACAUUAUUAUUGUAAGAAAAAACGUGCUUGUUGACAAUUUUUAUGUAAACAAAAAGUAAUUGAUUUCUAAGCCUCUAAAGGAGUUGAUUA
This is a messenger RNA of Camellia sinensis, 1867 nucleotides long. Its product is annotated as GATA transcription factor 28. Gene Ontology annotation, biological process: regulation of DNA-templated transcription. The record is from RefSeq and is a predicted model, not a curated record. NCBI's taxonomy places the organism in Eukaryota, Viridiplantae, Streptophyta, Magnoliopsida, Ericales, Theaceae. Gene Ontology annotation, molecular function: sequence-specific DNA binding; zinc ion binding; protein binding.